This is a messenger RNA of Scylla paramamosain (green mud crab), 3514 nucleotides long. RefSeq lists its product as uncharacterized. The record is from RefSeq and is a predicted model, not a curated record. The coding region runs from base 235 to 1821 and encodes 528 amino acids. The transcript has 15 exons. NCBI's taxonomy places the organism in Eukaryota, Metazoa, Arthropoda, Malacostraca, Decapoda, Portunidae.
GAAUUACUCAGGUCGCGUCCUCCAGGUGACAGGUGGCUACACAGGUGAUGCGCUCAAAAUCGUGGCGCAGAGGUACCAGCAUGUGGGGGGCGUUGGAUCAGCUGAGGAGUUGGUGAGCGUAGCGUGGCACCCCGAGGAAGAGAGCGAGACGCAGCCGGAACCGAGGCAGGACGGGGCGUGGUGGUGCGCACUCAGUUCUCUGAAUCCAUCUUUGGCGUAUCUGUGGACUCACUGAUGCCGGGGAAGCGUCGGCGUCUCCUGAACCUCACCGUCACGCCACACACUGGAAAACACUGGCAGGUGAGCCUACAUGUGCCAAUUAUCUCUACAGCCCUCGAGUGGGAGACGAAGCUCUGGAAAAAUCAGGGCAAGCAACAUUGGGAAGUUAAUGGGGAAGUCAAGUCUACCAAAUCUGACAUAUCGUUAGAAUUCGUUCACUUCAAGCAGGAGAAGCAGGACGAGGAGACUCAGGUCACGGAUGACAGAGGUGAGGCUGGCAGGUGUGAUGCUGAAGGUUGUGGGGACGGCAAUGUCAAGGAGCCAAAAGCCAAGUCGCGGCACCACGUCGACAGUGAUUGCGACUCAGAUUUAAGAAAAGAACAGACAGUAGACCAGAAUGAAGUUUGUAGUGGUCGAGAUCAUAAAUCAGAAGACUUAAAGCAAAAUGAUCCUGAUUCCGUAAUGUUAAAUGUAGACGAAGAAUGUUCCAAGAAAGCGGAGUGUGAUGGACCGGAAGAGUCAGUGUCAAGUGAAGCUGUUCAAGAGACUACACAAAAAUUAACUUCCCGGGUUUUCAGCCUUUCUUCCAACAUGAAAACUUUCGUCUCAUCUGACGGAGGACGCUGGAUUCGGAUCCUGCAGCGCACACACCUGGCAUUCUGUCCUCACGUUGGCUGGAACUUGAACCAAAUAUUUCGGUUCAAUCGUGACUGGACUGGGUGGGAGUACGUGGUGAACACCUGGGAGUGGGGCAACAUGGUGGUGAAGGCGGAGUGGGGCGUCUCUCUCCUGCAGUGGUACCAGAAAACUUUCAGCUUCUCUUUCGACCAGGCGGCGGCGCUCCCCUCCACGCAGCUGGUCCUGGAUUUCCGUGACUGGUGGAGCUACAAGGUGUGGCUGAAGUGGCCGGUCCUCGCGUCCUCCCUCGCCGCUUCCCUCACGCUUGGUCGCGACAAUCACACACUGCUGGGCGAGUCAGACCGUGUGGGGGUGACGUGGGAAGUGAAGAAAGUGGACGAGUUUCUGGGUGAGGACGCCGGAAAGGUGGUGGCGCGGGUGGUAGCGCGACACACCGCUGCUGGCUUGGUGGUGACCUUCCACGCCGACACCGCCAGCAGGCAGGAGCUCCACGAUACCGUCACUGCCGUCCUUGCUCAGGCCAUGGAGAGCCCUGACCUGUGUGGCGAGGUGCCUGACCACGCCACGCUUCUGAAGUUCCUGCACGACUUCCUUGGACAGUCACCGGCGAGUCUCUGGGCGGAUCUGCUGCAGGAAGUCCGUCGCCUGCUGCUGGGGUCUGGCACCGAGGCAGACUUACAUCACCUGCUGGAAGUUUUCAGGGAGGAAAUGGGGACAGCAGAAGGCGUAGGAUUGUGGGAGGCAGUAUGGACGGUGCUGGAGCGGGCGGGGCUGCUGCGUUCCCGCGGCGAGGAGGUGGAGGUGGUGGUGCCCUCCGAGUGGAUUAGGCUGGCGCAGGGGUGGUUCACUUGGGCUGUCAUGGGAGGCGGCCGGCAGUGCGAAGGCAACACACUGAUGGUUAACCUGGUGGAUGCGCUGGCGGAGACCCUGAGGCGAAGUGGCAGCGGGCAAGCAACCUUUUGACCCACCAGUCAGACAAACUUUUAUGUUCGUUCUGAAGGCAAAUCAAAAGCAGGAAUUUGUUACCAAAACCAUAAAUAAAUGACGUCAUCGUACAUCUGGCAUCCAUUCGUGUAGCUGCUAUACAACACUAUAUUGUUUAUUUAUUUAUUUUUUUACUUUGUGUUGAUUAAUUGCUUGCUUAUUCUUAGAAAAUAUGUAGGCGAUAAUAUCAACAUAAAUUAUAUACAUGUAUUCAUUUCAUUGGGACUAUUCACUCCUGUUGCUACGUUCUCAUGUUCGUUUGUAUUGAAAAAUGUUCCCUUAAUUAUCAAUACACCCAACCAUCAAUAAUUAUUAUAGUAAUAUCAAAAUAAAAUGUUCAUUGUUAAAUACUGGAUCAAAAUAAAGCCAAUCAGGGACCUCGACACUUGCUUUACCAUUUACGUAAGAAAGAAAACCCCGUUGAAAAAGCAGAAUCAACUGGACUUCCGCGGGAAACUACAACAAUCAUCAUCAGUCCACUGCUAUUUCCUCCGCGUAAAAGCAAUGCAAGAUGUGCUACCUCGUUUUGGAGGUGUUUUCAGGACACAGGGAAGGAAGAUGAAACCUGACUAUCUUGCACCUCAAAGACUCAAAACAGACCACCACCACCACCACCACCACCACCACCACUACCUAACGCUGUGUCCAGGCUGGAAUGUGUGACCUCUCUGCCAGGAAUGUCACCGUCCUCUCACACUCUGACACCAAGUACCUCACAACACCUGCAAUACUACACCUCUGAGCCCCCCGGAGCGUGGCUACUGCGAGGCGCUGCUGGCCUUCACACUCCAUCCCCUGCGCCCUCCUGUCAUUACAUCGCCUUUCCAGCGAAGGCAUUACUGCGAUGGUUAUGCGGCUUUUGAGGGGAGUAGCAGCCGCCCAUCGCUGGGAAGGACGCGCCUCACCCUGGCGGCCCUGCUCGGUCCCUUCCACGACUCGCAGCGAGAGAGAGAGGUCGAGGUGCGGUGGUCUCGUGGCGGAAGGCUGAAGGAGGCGGUGAAGGAGUGAAGGUGUGAAGUGUGCAGCUUCCACUUCAUCAUCCCAUGAACAGCCCACAGGAAUCUCUACCAGCACCUGGUUAUUAAACAGUGUUGUCACGCCAGGCCCAAUGUACUCCAUUGCAAUCAGGGAGUCAGGGAGUCAAGCUUCACCAGGAAAAGAGGCAGAGCGUCACCACCUUCAAGCCCCACAAGAGGUAUUAAGUAUCGUUGGGACAAAGCAAUCAGGGAAGAGUCAAGUUGCAGUAAGAAGAGUGUCAAGAAUUUCAAGCAGGAAGAACACGUAAAAUUCCCUUCAAGUCAUGGCGGGACCGACAGGCAACCUUCAACACUUGUGGAGGCACGAGAGCUGCAGGCAGUUUCACAAAGAAGAGGUUGCUCCUCACUCAAGUUGACGCAAGGACAUAAGAAUUGGCAAGUGUUGUUGCUCCCAGGCCCUGCUGCAAGAGUUCUCCAGUCCACUCCAGUCUGGGAAGGAAGAAUGUAGCAAGUCCCUCUCUUCUGUAUUCAACAACCACCACCACCACCUUCAUUCAGGCUUGGGAUAAGUUUUGUACAUUCCAGCACUUCAGUAAUAAGGAAAAAAAGUGCCAUGUUUAUAUUAUUGUUGUGUAUUUAUUCACUUAACAUUCACAUUAAAACAAUAAACAUUCAGUAUACCAUCUUGAACAUAA